Molecule: messenger RNA, 2918 nt
Organism: Fusarium redolens
Lineage: Eukaryota; Fungi; Ascomycota; Sordariomycetes; Hypocreales; Nectriaceae
Product: aconitase family-domain-containing protein
Exons: 4
Coding region: 344-2677 (777 amino acids)
Biological process (GO): L-leucine biosynthetic process
Cellular component (GO): 3-isopropylmalate dehydratase complex
Molecular function (GO): 4 iron, 4 sulfur cluster binding; 3-isopropylmalate dehydratase activity
Source: RefSeq, a predicted model, not a curated record
AUUCGAUGAAGCUCGUGGAAUUGGGCAGGAGAGGGGCGCUCAGAUGAAAUUUUGUUGAUAAACCCCAGAAGCAGACGCCUUUUUUUCUAAGUAAUUCCAGUCCAUUUCCUGACUUCUUCUUUCUUCAGCUGCAUCAUAUAACUCUGUCCCCUUGUCUAAAGCAGAGAGUUAAAGCUUCCUCUUCUCCUUAACAACUCCAUCAACUACCUUCUUCCUUUUGAACCAACUACAUACCUUCUCACCCUGCAUUUGUGAUAUUCUCCUAUUCACGAGCGUCAUUAAUCACUUCGUCUCUCAAGUACUCUUUCAAAGUCGUUCACUCAGGGCGACUAUAAACAUCAAGAUGCCUGCUCCCGUGGGUAACCCCCAGACCCUCUACGACAAGGUCUUCUCGGCACAUAUCGUCGACGAAAAGCUCGAUGGCACAAUUCUUCUCUACAUCGACCGGCACUUGGUCCAUGAAGUGACAUCACCACAAGCCUUUGAGGGUCUCGAAAAUGCAGGCCGCAAAGUCCGAAGACCUGAUUGCACUCUCGCAACCACUGAUCACAACGUCCCCACCACAUCCCGUAAAGCCCUGAAGGACAUUGCUUCAUUCAUCGAGGAGGACGAUUCGCGAACACAGUGUGUCACUCUCGAGGAGAAUGUCAAGAAGUUUGGUGUCACAUAUUUCGGCCUGGGCGACAAACGACAAGGCAUUGUCCACAUCAUUGGCCCCGAGCAAGGCUUCACUCUCCCUGGAACCACCGUCGUGUGCGGUGACAGCCACACCUCAACACAUGGCGCCUUCGGUGCUCUUGCCUUUGGUAUCGGUACCAGCGAGGUUGAGCAUGUCUUGGCCACUCAGUGCCUCAUCACCAAGCGCAGCAAGAACAUGAGGAUACAGAUUGACGGUGAGCUGGCCCCUGGUGUCAGCUCCAAGGACGUCGUCCUCCACGCCAUCGGCAGGAUCGGAACUGCCGGAGGUACUGGUGCCGUUAUUGAGUUUUGCGGAUCUGUUAUCCGUAGCCUGAGCAUGGAGGCUCGCAUGUCCAUCUGCAACAUGUCCAUCGAGGGUGGUGCCCGUGCUGGUAUGGUUGCCCCUGAUGAGAUCACCUUCGAAUAUCUCAAGGGACGCCCCUUGGCCCCCAAGUAUGGUUCCGAGACCUGGAACCAGGCUGUUGCCUACUGGGAGUCUCUCCAGUCUGAUCCUGGCGCCAAGUACGACAUUGAUGUCUUCAUUGACGCCAAGGACAUCAUUCCCACCAUUACCUGGGGAACCAGCCCUGAGGAUGUCGUUCCCAUCACCGGAUGUGUCCCUGACCCUGAGACCUUUAGUAGCGAGAACAAGAAGGCCGCCGGCCGCCGCAUGCUUGAGUACAUGGGCUUGACGGCUGGAACACCAAUGGAGGACAUUCCCGUUGAUAAGGUGUUUAUUGGAUCGUGCACCAACGCCCGAAUUGAGGAUCUGAGAGCCGCCGCCAACGUUGUGAAGGGGCGAAAAGUUGCUGAUAACAUCAAGCGCGCCAUGGUUGUCCCUGGUUCCGGUCUUGUGAAGGCACAGGCUGAGGAGGAGGGCCUCGACCAGAUCUUUGUUGAUGCCGGUUUCGAGUGGAGAGAGGCUGGAUGCAGUAUGUGUCUGGGCAUGAACCCUGACAUUCUGGCCCCCAAGGAACGAUGUGCCAGUACAUCCAACCGAAACUUCGAGGGUCGACAAGGUGCUCUUAGCCGAACGCACCUCAUGUCUCCUGUCAUGGCAGCUGCCGCCGCUAUUGUCGGCAAGCUUGCUGACGUUCGCAAGCUAUCGCACUACACCCCCCAGUCGGCCUUUAAGGCCCGCGAGCUCCCUGCGGAGGAGCCCCAUGUAGAUGAGCGAACCAAGGAUGACUCUGAGGAGCGAGAGAUGAUCGGUGACCAGCCCCAGGACUCCCAGCCUCACACAAACACUCUGGUUAGCGCUGGAGGUGCUGCUUCUGGUCUACCUAAAUUUACUAUCUGGAAGGGCACUGCCGCUCCCCUGGAUCGAUCCAAUGUCGACACUGACGCCAUCAUCCCUAAACAAUUCCUCAAGACAAUCAAGCGAACAGGUCUUGGCACUGCACUAUUUUACGAGCUCCGAUACAGGGAGGACGGAUCUGAAAACCCCGACUUCGUCUUAAACCAAGAGCCUUUCCGACAGACCAAGACUCUGGUUGUCACUGGACCCAACUUUGGAUGCGGCAGUUCUCGAGAGCACGCCCCUUGGGCCCUCCUAGACUUUGGCAUCAAGUGCAUCAUCGCUCCCUCGUUCGCCGAUAUCUUCUUCAACAAUACUUUCAAGAACGGCAUGCUCCCCAUUAGGAUCGAGGACAAGGAUAACCUUGAAGCCAUCGCCGCUGAGGCUCGCGCCAACCGCGACAUUGAGAUUGAUCUGCCCAAUCAGCUAAUCAAGAAUGCUGACGGAGAGACCAUCUGCUCAUUCGACGUUGAGGAGUUCCGCAAGCACUGCCUGGUCAACGGUCUCGACGACAUUGGCCUGACCAUGCAGCAGGAGGACAAGAUCGCCGAGUUCGAGCGACGCAUGACACAAAACACUCCCUGGCUCGACGGCACCGGUUACCUGAAGCGUCCUGGACAGGGUGGCAAGUUGGCCGCUAAGGCCGUGCCUGUUCCCAAGACAAAUCAGGGUGAGGAGAAGAAGGAACCCCUCGAGUGGUGAUUCGGGUAAAGGGAUGUUGGAAUGAAGAAAUGACUUAACGGCGAAGGGAUCUGGUAUACUGGUAUAUGAUGAUUAGCAUCUGGUUUUUGUGGUUUCAAAUAUUCGCGAUGGACAAAAAGGGUUGCUGGCUUUGCUCAUACUGAAUGCAAAAGCACUAAAACAUGGAGUAGAUACCAAAUCGAAGCUCCUGAGAAGAUUUAUGAAUCAAAAUAUUUACAAUUAAUGGCACCGGAAUAAGAUG